Messenger RNA from Micromonas commoda, 641 nucleotides. RefSeq lists its product with no specific name. The record is from RefSeq and is a predicted model, not a curated record. The coding region runs from base 15 to 452 and encodes 145 amino acids. Gene Ontology annotation, molecular function: structural constituent of ribosome. Gene Ontology annotation, cellular component: ribosome. Gene Ontology annotation, biological process: translation. The transcript has 2 exons. NCBI's taxonomy places the organism in Eukaryota, Viridiplantae, Chlorophyta, Mamiellophyceae, Mamiellales, Mamiellaceae.
UAGGUCCAGGAACGAUGGCUGCUUCUCUCACCAUGUCCAUGGCCAGCCUCGCGGUGUCGGGCACUGUGCGCCCCCCCGCCGCGCGCACGGGUUCCGCCGCGCGCGCGCCCGUGAAGGCUGUGGGUGGCUCGGCUUUCAUGCCCGCCAAGCUCGCGUCCAAGAUGACCAUGAAGUCUUCUCUCGCGGGCCUCGCCAUGCCUUCCGCCGUGGCGACUCGCAAGCCCGCUCUGGGCCGUGGUGCUCUGGUCGUGACUGCGGGUGGCAGGUCCAUCGGCUGCACCCUCCGCGGCACCCGCCGCGCGCGCGCUCGCACCUCCGGCUUCCGCGCCCGUCUCCAGACCCCUUCCGGCCGCAAGGUGCUGAAGCUCCGUCGCAAGAAGGGCCGCAAGUACCUCGCCCCCGCGGGCGCCGUGAACGGCUGGAACAGGGAGAAGAAGAAGUCCCUCAAGUGAGAGAGAAACGGCGUUUAGGACACGCGGGUUUAGGUUAGGAUUCUUUUGUUGGCGGCAUUGUGAGCACGGGCGUGCUGACACACGGGGCGAGGCGUCGAGGCGCGCGUCGAUCGAAUUGGUGGAAACUCUCGAGCGGAGAUUGACGAGCCACGAGGGGAGUGUUUGUUAUAUAGAGACAUCGCGCGAUUC